AUGUUAAUCGCAUUCUUCCCCUAUUUAUUGGUCGCAUUUUAUUUUCGAAAAACUCGGUUGCAUGUGAAUUUGAAGAUUAUAAUUGGAUAUGGUUUUGUCGGUUAUGUUUUUGAUAUGAUAUCGAGAUUUGUGAUUUUGUUGUAUGAGUUUGGGAUUUUUGAGAUUGGUGAGUUUUUUUGGGAGAAAGUUAGCCUAAAUUUGCCACGUGGCGAAAAAAAACAAUUAUUGUCCGAGAGAACUACACAAAGUGUAUUCUAGGCUUUGACCCAAAAAUUGUUUUUCUGCAGUUUGGUAUCAUUUCAGCAAAAAAACUGGAUCAAAAAUUUAAAAUAGCAUGUUCAAGAGAACUACACUGUAGUCUAAAUUGAAACUGAAAUUUCUAGCUCUGAAUGUCGUCCGAGAGAACUACACAGUCUCUUAAUUUUCCCGCCAAAAUUCAAUUUUUGACACGUGGCAUGUUUCGUGAUUUUUUGAAAAUUUCCUUACAAACUUUUGGCUCCGAAACUCUAGUCUCCCCGUAAAAGUACACAAAAAUUCAAAAUUUUGUUGUUUCCAGCAAAUCCAGCUGAUUUUUAGUUUUCCAAUAAUUUCUAAUUCAUGUCUGAUUUUCUUGGAAAUCAAAAAUUCAAAGAAUCCAAGUUUCAGAUUCCAUUUCCUCGCUGGAAAUUUCAAAAAUCAGAUUCGACGCCAAUUUUUUUGCCAACUCGAAUAAUCUGAUCAUUUUUGUGUGUAGUUUGUACAGAUGCUAUUAUAUGGUUUUUAUAAGUUCAAUGUGAGUUUUUAUAUUUAGCGCCAAAAACAAUUCUAGCAUCUUCCAAUUUUUUCAGAAGUUUUCUGGUUUCAAUCGAACGACAUUUGGCAACUUCUUGGGUUGGUUCUUAUGAGAAAAAACCGAGAAAAUUAUUGAUUUUUGGAAUGUUGAUUUGGUUCACGAUUAGUUGUUUUGUUUCAUCGAUUAUUAUACAUUUUGGUGAGAAUUUUGGCGGGAAAAUGGGGUUUUUGAGGGUAAAAAUUCACACUAAGCCGAGAUUUUCGAAAAUAUAAUGCGAUUAACAUGAGCAAUGCAUCAAUUAAUGAUAAUAAUAGAAGUUUUUGAAUUGUUUGAUUUUCCAAAUCUGAGAUUUCGCCCAGGCUUUAAUUUUGACACAAAAAUCUCAUAAAAAUCCUGGUUCCAGCUCAAAAAUUCUGGAUUUUUAAACCAAAUUUUACUUUAAAUUUUUCACUGUUUCAAAAAAUAUUCAUUUAAUUUUGAGAAACAUUCUGAACGUUCGGAUUUUCAAUUAUUUGAAGUUUAAAUAUGAUUCGAAAUUUUUUAAAUUGAAUUUCAAAAAAAUUAAAAUCUGGCGCAAGUUUGCAACCAAAUUUUACAUUAAAUUUUUCACUGUUUCAAAAAAUAUUCAUUUAAUUUCGAAAAUAAUUUUGAAUGUUCCUCCUUUGAUUUACAGACCUAAAUUGAAAAUUCUAAAAAUUAAAAUGUGGCUCCAAAUCACCGUCUGUAUUUACUUACAAUUAGUUACGUUUUUCAAAAAAUUUUCUGGGUAGAUCAAAAAUAAUAUUCUCUGAAUCUCAAUUUUUUCGGCACCAGAAAUAUUACUGACCACUCUUCGGUCCCCCAAAAAUCACUUUUUUUUCCAGACAUCAUUUUCUCAAUGUUCCACAUAAUUAUAAUUGGAUAUCUAUUAUCAAUAUCUACCGUAAUCUCUGUGAAUCAUGUCUACAAAACCAACAAAAAUCAAGAAAACACCGUGCAGACUCGAAAAUCCCAGAACAAGUAUACACUCUCGUAUCGUUUUCAACUCAAGGAAAAUUUGAAUGUUCUAAAAGUGAGUAAAGCUGGAGUGUUGUUGGAAAAUGCAAUAUUUUUUUGUUGCAGUUUUUUCGAAUUGUCAUUUUGGUUUUGGCGAUUUUCAAUAUGGUGUUGAUGGUGUUUUUGUAUUGUGAGUGGGUUUUCUGGCGGCACAAAUCAAAAUUUGAAAAAAAUUUUCAGUGAGCAAUGAUUUGAGUUUGGAUAUUUUGACAAUUUGUUAUUCACAUGCUGCGUUCAAUAUUGGAAUUGCAAUGUGAGUUUUUUCUUUCGGGGGAAAAAUUGAGUUAUGACGUGGAUUCUAAAAACCUAAAAUUCCUUCAAUCAAUUGAAACAGUGAAAAAAAAAUCAAAAAAAAAUUUUUUUUUUCAAGUUUAAGCCCCCAGACAAGGAUUUUCAACUGAAAACCUGAUACAAAAAAAAAUAUUAGAAAUUUUUUAAACGUAUGAAUUUUCCGAAUUCAUGAAAACAUUCUGAAACAGUGAGAAAUUUCGAAAUUUUCCAAUAUUUUUCGAAUUUUAAUUUUCACUGUUUCAAAAAUUUUAUUUUUAGAAUUGAUGGAUGUUCUAUGCAUUUAAUGAAACAUUUUCCACAUGUUCAAAAAAAAAAUUUUGAGCAAAGAAUUGAUAAAAAAUGAAUGGUUACAUAUAAUUUAAAAUUGAAUUUUUUGCGGUGAAAAUCGAAAUUGAAAAAUAUAAGCAUUAUUUACAAAAAAAUGUCUGAAGCAAUUAAAAAAUUUCUGAAACAGUGAGAAAUUUUUCACAUGAAAUUUAAUUUUCACUGUUUCAAAAAUUUUAUUUUUGAGAAUAGAUAAAAAUCUGAUUUUGUAAUCUUUUUUGAACUGGAAAAUCAAAGUUCAACUGAAAAACAUGAAAAAAGUUGAAUUUCCACCCAAUUUUCACUCAAAAAUCCCUCCAAUUUUUUCCAGCUACGCUUGUGUUGUUCUUUCUCUUCUCACAAUCGCAAAUCGAAAUAUUCGUCGAGUUUUCCUCCAAAUUCCCUAA
This is a messenger RNA of Caenorhabditis angaria, 2808 nucleotides long. NCBI's taxonomy places the organism in Eukaryota, Metazoa, Nematoda, Chromadorea, Rhabditida, Rhabditidae. The record is from the annotation of a GenBank genome assembly.